This is a messenger RNA of Diuraphis noxia (Russian wheat aphid), 1050 nucleotides long. RefSeq lists its product as uncharacterized. The record is from RefSeq and is a predicted model, not a curated record. NCBI's taxonomy places the organism in Eukaryota, Metazoa, Arthropoda, Insecta, Hemiptera, Aphididae.
AUGAAUAAAAACGUGAUCAGCUAUACAGAAUGCUGCAGUAAACUGGAAAAAAUCGCUUCAAAACGAAGAAUUUAUGGAUCUGAGUCAACUCUCAAGUUGAACAAAAAAGACUACAAACUUGAUGUGUCUAAUGAAAAUAUUGACAAAGAAGCAAAACACAAAAUGAAAAAAAUGCCAUUUAUUUCUGCCAGUAGUGCCAGUAAAAGUUAUAAUAUUGGCGUGAAUAUCCAAUCAACUUUAUCCAUGAUAAAGCAAUUCCCUGGUCAAAGUUAUGAUGAUCUAGACCGUUCAAUAAAUUCAUCUACUAACUUUAUCGUAGAAACGAAAUUGAACAAAAACAGCAGAACUAGCUUAUUAUCACAGCAAUCUUCAGAUGUGCAUUUAUGUCCAGCUAUAUCAGAAGACAAAUUUACAAACCAAAAGGAUGAAAAUUUAAAUACAAACCCGUGGGCAGUGAAACAAACUGAUGCUGAUAAAAAUCAUUUUGAUUUCGAAUUACAAAAAAAUUCUUGUUCCUGUCCAAAUCGGUUCAUGGAAAGUUACCAUAAAGUAAUGGCGCCUUUUAUGAAGCAAUUGAAACGUAAACAAAACUCAAUUGAACCUCCUCAAAACCCUUACACUAAAGCAAAAGUCGUACAAUACUACGAAUUAUUAUCAAGGCACAUGCAAGCGCUCAAACUAACUAUAGUUUCAAUGAAUAACGAAUUUCUAACAAUAACCGAAAAAUACAACAAGCUCUACGAACAAUAUAUUCGGGAUCAAAAUCAAAACCUCAUACCAAUAUUACUUUACACUGAAGACGAACUUAACGCAUUAAGAUCCAAAGUUGAAGAGGCCGUUGAUGUGUACAAAGAAGCAGCUUUUGUAAACACGGAAGAAGUAUUCAAUUCGUCAUCGAAUCUGCUGGCAGAUAUUAAAGCAAAUGAAAAUCCUAGACCUAAGGAAACGACAACUAUACAUUUAUCCAAAGUGUUACGAAGAGUUCAGUGCCUUCAAGAAAAGCUCAAGAUCGGCCAUUUUCUUCAUGGUUGUGGUGACCAGGCAGAAUAA